Molecule: messenger RNA, 990 nt
Organism: Cyclocybe aegerita
Lineage: Eukaryota; Fungi; Basidiomycota; Agaricomycetes; Agaricales; Hemipholiotaceae
Source: the annotation of a GenBank genome assembly
AUGCCACCUCCCAAAACAUCACGGCGCGAGAUUGACGAUGCCACCAGAAACCGUAUCGUCGGCUAUGCCCUGGCGACAGGAAAUGCGGCAGCAGCGGGCCGGAAUGAAAACGUCAAUAAACGCACUGCUCAACUCAUAUACAACCGCUACUUACAAACUGGGAACACCUCCGAUGAGCCUCGUUCUGGUCGUCCUGCAAAGCUCAAUGAGUACGAUAAACGACAGAUGAUACGAGAGGCGUGCAAGCAUCGGCGAACCCUGUUAACCCAGAUCACGAAUCGACUUGCUACCGAAGUGUCGGUUUUGACUGUUCGACGUGCUCUCGCAGCAGCAGGCUACCGCCGGAGGGUAGCCCGCAAAGUCCCCUACCUAUCACCUUCUCAAAAACACCAAUGGCUCAUUUGGGCGCGCAUUCAUCAGCCUUUCUGCCCAUCAGAUUGGAGAUGCACCAUGUUCACGGACGAGUGCUAUGUCUACCUUGCACCAACCUUCAAGCAGUCAACAGUGCGUGUUAUGGUAUGGGGCUGCAUCAUGGAGGACAGGAAGGGACCAUUGGUUGUGCUUGAUUAUCCGGGAGGCAAGGGAGGAGGGAUGAACUCCACAUGGUACCAUGAACAAGUUCUUGACCCCAUUCUCCUGCCUUUCUAUCAUCUAAUGAACCAAGAGAGAGGUGUGGUUAUGUUUCAGCAGGAUGGUGCUCCAUGCCACCGCAGCAAAGUGACGAAGAAGUGGGUCUAUGAGCAUAACAUUCCAUUGUUCCCCCACCCAACCUCCUCACCUGACCUGAAUCCCAUUGAGCCGGUAUGGCAUGUACUCAAGACUAUACUCCGACAACUUCCACACCCACCAAGCACCGUCGAUGCCCUGCACGCUGCUGUUCUCCGUGCGUGGGACGAGAUUCCAAUAGAGACUAUUAAUAGACACAUUGGGAACAUGGGCCGUCGUGUGGAGGCUGUUUUGGCCGCGAGAGGGGGCCAUACUCAAUUCUAA